AUGGAGCGGACUUCGCAAGUGCAACGCUCCCCAUUAGACGACGAUCGCUCCCCAAACACGUGGGGUCAGGCGAGAAAAGCGCGAGGCUUGAAAUGCCGAGCUCCAGCGUUGGCCGUGCCAGGCGAGGAACUGUGUCUGGUGUGUGGAGACAAGGCUUCUGGAUAUCACUACAACGCUCUCACCUGUGAAGGUUGCAAA
Molecule: messenger RNA, 198 nt
Organism: Ostertagia ostertagi
Lineage: Eukaryota; Metazoa; Nematoda; Chromadorea; Rhabditida; Trichostrongylidae
Source: the annotation of a GenBank genome assembly